This is a messenger RNA of Arabis nemorensis, 495 nucleotides long. The record is from the annotation of a GenBank genome assembly. NCBI's taxonomy places the organism in Eukaryota, Viridiplantae, Streptophyta, Magnoliopsida, Brassicales, Brassicaceae.
AUGGUCCUGAUUCAAGAUACAUUGUCCAAGAGAAGUACAGGGUUAAUGGCAAUAACGUGUAUAUCUACAAUGCUACCAAGACUCUUGACAAUGGUAACACGUAUGUCCGACGGACCCAUGACCUUUCCCACUCGUCGUCACAUUGCUCUAGUCCACUUUCGUGAGUUGGCUGCUGCUGCUGCUGGUGGUGGUGAGGAGGAGGGCUUGGACUUGGACUUGGUUGGUGUUGGUGCUGGUGAGGUGGACGGCUUGGUUGGUGUUGGUGCUGGUGAGGAGGAGGCUGGUGGUGGUGAGGAGGAGCCUAAGGAGGAGGUUGCUGGUGGUGGUGAGGAGCCUAAGGAAGAGGUUGCUGGUGGAGUAGCACUGUUCAAAAGGUUGUGGAGUAGUACCGUAUCCAUAUGGAUGUUCAUUUGGUCAAAGACGGGAAAAAACCAUAUUUCAAAGAGAUUCACACCAUUUUGUAGUGUACCAUAUGGGAUGUUAGAUCUCGUAUAG